This is a messenger RNA of Brugia pahangi, 486 nucleotides long. The record is from the annotation of a GenBank genome assembly. Lineage: Eukaryota; Metazoa; Nematoda; Chromadorea; Rhabditida; Onchocercidae.
AUGGCAUCGCAAUUUUACAAACGCUUCCUUCGAUUAGCUUCACGUUGGCCGCAACAUCCCGAGAAUUUGCAGGCAGCAAAUCGAGAUGCAGCGGUAUUUCUGAAGAAUGAAAUAGAACGAAUAUUUCGAAAAGAGCAAAAUAUUUUCCAGAAUGAAUUUUGCGAAAAACGAUUUGAAAGUUUGGAACAGCUUGUUUCGAAUAGCCAUUUGGAUAACUUCCCCUGUAAUUACAAAGCAGGUGCGCUGGCUUUGUCGCUUAAACAGUUAAGGAGGAUAAAUUCACCAGAAGGACGUUUUAUGUUAGGCCUAGAAUUACAACCACCUGGAACAGACACAGUUAAUAAAGGAAUCUUUGCCAGCCUAUUCAGUAAAGUGAAAUUGGCACUAUAUCGUAAAGGACUUUUGAGGAAGUCACCGAUUGAAUUUUCAGAUAUUGAGUUAGAUAUUUCAGCAUUACCGAAACCUAAAAGAGAGUCGGCGAGAUGA